UUCAACAUCAAACACCCCGCGUACACUUCGCUUCCGCCAGCCGUCGGUCAGCACACGAGCCCAGGAGCCCAGGAGACAUGUCAGGCGCUUCAGCCUCCAGGAGGAAGCGCGUGCGGACUUGGACGUCGGAGGAGCGAGCCGCGCACCGCGUCUUUGAAAAGUGUAGACGGGAGGCCUUCAACGACAGCAUGAUACAACUUGCCAGGCAUAUUCCAUCUCUGGCUGGCACACGUCGCUUGAAUAAGCACAUGAUUGUCGACCACAGUAUCGCAAGGCACGAGUCGCAACGACGACUCUGCAUCGCGGCCGCUCGGAGUGCGCAGGCACUCAUCACCGAAAGAGACGAACUGCUCGCCGAGGUGAAUCAAUGGCGCUCAGCGAGUGCCGUUCCGCUUCCGCCUAGGGAAGCAGCGCCCGUGGGACAGCAGCUGCACGAGUUGAUGACGGUCGAAGGCGAGACAACUGGACGGUUUCCGAAUGGGUUUGGGGAUAAUGCGCCGGAGAAUGAUUCGGGAGACGACCAGUAUCAAGAAGAAAUAGACGGGGUUUCCGCAGAGGAGUGGUCUGCGAAUGCGCUGCCAGGCGCCGAAGAGGCUCUGCUCAGCAUUGACUAUCUCCCGCCGCCAACCCUAUCUCAAGACGACGUGUCUGCUACAUGUCUUCCAACCAUGUUCGAUUCACAAUGCCUACGAAAAUGCUACUAA
Messenger RNA from Cucurbitaria berberidis CBS 394.84, 704 nucleotides. RefSeq lists its product as uncharacterized. The coding region runs from base 78 to 704 and encodes 208 amino acids. The record is from RefSeq and is a predicted model, not a curated record. The transcript has 3 exons. Gene Ontology annotation, molecular function: protein dimerization activity. NCBI's taxonomy places the organism in Eukaryota, Fungi, Ascomycota, Dothideomycetes, Pleosporales, Cucurbitariaceae.